Molecule: messenger RNA, 1622 nt
Organism: Tarenaya hassleriana
Lineage: Eukaryota; Viridiplantae; Streptophyta; Magnoliopsida; Brassicales; Cleomaceae
Product: 7-hydroxymethyl chlorophyll a reductase, chloroplastic
Exons: 19
Coding region: 72-1457 (461 amino acids)
Biological process (GO): chlorophyll cycle
Cellular component (GO): chloroplast
Molecular function (GO): 7-hydroxymethyl chlorophyll a reductase activity
Source: RefSeq, a predicted model, not a curated record
UCAACGACACAAAUCAACAAGAACAGCAAGGUACUAUUUACCGUCUCUCUCUCUCCCGCGCUUGUUCAGCCAUGAUUACUGUAAUCUCGAAGCUUUCUCCACUUGCUCCGUUCGUCUCCAUCGUUAAUUCUUCUUCCUUACCUUCCAAAGAUGCGAGUAAAGAGCCAAGAGCAAAAAUCAAGCUAAGAGGUGACUGGAGGGAAAAGUCGAAACCCAUACCACCAGGAGGCACCUAUCCAGCCAAAGAUCAUUGCAGUCGAUGCGGGUUAUGUGAUACAUACUACAUCGCCCAUGUGAAGGAAGCGUGUGCAUUUUUAGGAGAAGGGAUGUCAAGAAUUGAAAGCUUGGAACCUGUUGUGCAUGGUCGAGGACGAAAAGCAGAUUCCUUUGAUGAUACAUAUUUUGGGGUCCAUCAGGAAUUGCUAUAUGCACGUAAGGUCCAGCCUGUUGAAGGAGCACAGUGGACAGGGAUAGUAACAACAAUAGCCAUUGAGAUGUUGAAAUCGAACAUGGUAGAGGCUGUUAUUUGUGUACAGAGUGAUCCUGAGGACAGAUUGUCUCCAAGACCAGUAUUAGCCAGGACGCCGGAGGAAGUCUUAGCUGCUAGAGGUGUCAAACCAACUCUCUCUCCUAAUCUGAAUACUCUUGCUCUAGUAGAGGCUGCUGGAGUGAAACGUCUUCUUUUCUGCGGUGUGGGUUGCCAAGUCCAAGCGCUAAGAUCAGUGGAGCACCAUCUGAAUCUCGAAAAGCUGUAUGUACUAGGCACCAAUUGCGUGGACAAUGGAACACGAGAAGGACUGGAUAAAUUUCUAAAAGCAGCUAGUAAGGAGCCAGAGACUGUCCUACAUUAUGAAUUUAUGCAAGAUUACAAGGUCCAGCUGAAGCACUUGGACGGUCACAUUGAAGAGGUUCCUUAUUUCUGUCUGCCAGCCAACGAUUUAGUCGAUGUCAUAGCUCCAUCAUGUUAUAGCUGCUUUGACUACACAAAUGCUUUAGCAGAUUUGGUUGUCGGCUAUAUGGGUGUUCCAAAGUAUACUGGAUUAAAUAUGACACAGCAUCCACAAUACAUCACAGUGAGAAAUGAACGCGGGAAAGAAAUGCUCAGCUUAGUAGAAAAUCUUUUGGAGAUCACUCCAUCAAUUAGCAGUGGAGAUCGGCGGCCAUUUGUGAUGGAGACUGUCAAGGCAGACGAUAACGCUAAGUUGGGUCGAGGUCCUUCUCAGCCGGCGCCGAUGUUUGUUGGAAACAUUAUUGCUUUCAUCUUAAACUUGAUUGGUCCUAAAGGCCUUGAAUUUGCUCGGUAUUCGUUGGAUUACCACACCAUCAGAAACUAUUUGCAUGUGAACCGCAAAUGGGGAAAGCAAAGAGCCAGCAAGCACAUGCCUUCGUACUCCAAGAAGAUUUUGGAUAUGUACAACAAAAAUGGUCAAAUAGACCAAAUGCUUUCCCAGAAGUAGAACAAAUGUAUGUUCACUCUUAUAGCAAAUAUAUCGGUCUUAGUUCUAUUCUCGAACUGUUUGUCUUAAAUGAAAUAAGCAUUCUGAUGAAUUCGUCAUCUCCUUUUAAGUGUCUUCCUCACUCUUCCUCGGUUAUAUAUCUCCAUGAUUGCAUGGUUUUAUUAA